Molecule: messenger RNA, 1630 nt
Organism: Nematocida parisii ERTm1
Lineage: Eukaryota; Fungi; Microsporidia
Exons: 1
Coding region: 1-1599 (532 amino acids)
Biological process (GO): attachment of mitotic spindle microtubules to kinetochore
Cellular component (GO): Ndc80 complex
Source: RefSeq, a predicted model, not a curated record
AUGCGAAGAGCCACAAUGGCAGGAAUGCCAGCAAGAAAUUCACUUUCUUCGGAAAUAAGUAGAUUAACACUAAGUGAAGACCCCAGAAGAAAACAAAGGAAUCCAAGAGAAAAAACCCAUCAGGAAGAGAAUAUAAAUAUUAUCAUAAACUUUCUCUCAUCCACUGAGUAUGACAGGCCCUUUUCUCAUGCUCUGUUAAGUAAUCCAUCGUCGAAAGACUUUCAAUCUAUUUUUAGGCACAUUCAGUCUUUUAUUGAUCCAACUGCAGAGUUUACAAAGAGAAUUGAAGAUGAAGCGCCUUUAUUUCUGCGAGCAAUAAAGUAUCCGUACAUUUCUGAGAUAAAUAGAAGUCAGCUUAUAGCAAUAACACCGCAUACAUGGCCGGUGCUAUUGUCUAUGCUUGGCUGGCUGGUGAAGACUGUUAAUAGUGUAUAUGAGCUAAUGGACGUUCCAUCAAUUGAAGAAGAGUCUAAAAGCAUUUUCUAUGAGUUUUUGUACAAAGAGUAUUCAAACUACAUGGAAGGAAGGGACAGCAAUGAUCUGGAAGAGGCAGUAGAAAGAGAAAUAGCACAAAAAAACAAGGAAAGAAUAAAAAUAGCAGAAGAGAAAAAAGAGCAUCUAAAAAGGCUUAAAGCUGAAAUAAAGAAUGAAACAUUCAAUGAUUUGGAAGAGGUAAUAGAAAAGCAGAAGCAAACACAAAUUGACCUAGAGAAAAUCACAAAUCUGCGAAAGUCACAGGAGAUAAAGAACAAAAAUUAUAAAAAGGCGCUGGAAGAAACUGUAAAGGCAUAUACAAAGCUAAAGGAAGAUGCAGAUAGGAUUCUUCAGAAAAAGCAAGAGCUAGAGGAGGAAAUAAAGAUGCAGCCAAUAAAGCCGGAGCAUGUACAGGAAAUGACAUAUGAAAGAGACCAGUUAAUAAAGUCAUUAGAAGAGAUAAAAAGGUCAAAAACAAUUCUAAUACGAGAGAUUGACCUUAAGAACCAAAUGAUAAAGACUCAGGUAGAGGAAUUUGAAAGAAUUCUGGCAGAUAUUAAGAAAAUUCGGACGGGUAUAAAUAUUGGAAUAGAAAUUAAACGGAAAAAAACAGCCACAGACUUUUUGGAGUAUGAAGAAUAUACAAUAGAGGGAGACAUUUUAGCACACGAGCAGUUUGCCAAGGAAAAACUUGAAUCACUGCAGAAAGAAAUUGAGCAGAUAGAAGCUGCAGCUGAAAAAGAAAAAGAGAAAAACAUUCUAUUGACAGAAACACACAGUGCACUGUCCGAUGAAAUCGAACAGAAAGAAGAGCGAGUAAAGGUGCACGCGCAGGUUUACAUUGAAAAGAAAGAAGCAACAGAGGAAGAGUAUAAAAUGACUGUUGGAAGAGUGGACAAGGCAGAAACCGAAUUAUUGAAAAUACAAGCAGAGGGAGAUAAUGGGCUCUUCCAAAGUGAGCAAGCAUUAGAAAGAAUAAAAAUAAGGAAGGGCAGAAUUCUCAGCAAAAUUGCUGUGGAGGAAGCUGAAACACAGAAAAUUACAGCAAUAGUAGCAGCAAACAUUCAAAGCUUAAAAGAAAGACUGGAGGAGGCCAAGACCACUCUUGAAGUAUCCCCCCAGUAACAACCGUAAAAUAAAAACAAACUAAUCAGCC